CAACGAUAGUUUCUUAAUAAUCUAAAAGAUAAUAAAAUUACAGUAAAAAGAAGAAUUAAAUUGUGGGAAAUGUUUUGGUUUGCAAUGCAUUAUUUCAGAUUUCGUGAAAUUGCUAUACAUAUAAAGAUUAGUCACAGCGUGUUCUAACAGACACACGGUAUUUUUAAACAUAACAACAAAGUUCGGUAUCAGGUAUCAGUAAUUAGUCGUGCGGAGGAACGAAAAAUCUUUUAAUUACCCUGUAUGUGUUAAUGAAGUAUAUAAAUUAAAUAUUUGCAGCGCUAUAUUAAGACAAAAUCAAUAUUAUUACUAAGUAAAUAGGUAGCGUAUAGGUAAGGUAAUCAAAAGGUAAAGUUUGACUUUGACCUAAAGAACUUCAACGUUAUAUAUUCCGUGGGUCUAAAGCAAAUGGUACUAUUACGGCAAAGGUGUUUUCUGUUGAUAAUGAAAAUGGACUGUCAUUCCUUUUUAUGCUAAACCAUAGUGAUAUGAAAGAAUAAUGUCGAUAUUAAUAUAAACUCGAAUAAAGAAAUAUGUAGGCAUUUGAAACAAUUUUGUCAAUACACAUUUAAAUUACAGGUAUGUUUCUGCGUAAUCUAUUAUAAUUCCAUAUACAUAUUAUGGGCUAUGUUACUACUGUAUGGACCUGCUUAAAAAUAUCAGUCCAUUGUGUCCAUCACCCUGACAAUUUUCACCGGCUUCCCAAGCUUAAGUCGUUUACCACACAAGACAUGGUCACAAUAUUAUAUGAAAUAAAAUUUAUAAAAAUAAUUGUCACUAUUAUAUCGAACGAGCACAACCCUACAGUAUAGGUACUCUGUGCUAUAGUUAUUAGACGCAGUGACGCUCGAAGCCCGGCGCUAGUCAGUGGCGCGCCGCCCGCAAACAUGAUUGCAUGUAUUUUACUUUCCUAACAUAACGUGACUUUAAUUACAACGAAACGAAAAAUACGAUCAAUAAACAUUCAGUGAAAACAAAUCUGUUCUUAAAUCAAUAUAUUUACUCGUGGUAGCUUAAAUAUAGAAAUCAAUCAAUCCGUCAAUAUAAUCACACCACCGGUGUCAACAAUGUAGCCAUAGUGAUAGAUAUAAAUGUUGACUAGUUGACAAUUUGAAAUAUAAAUAUGUAAUAUUUUUUCAUGUUUUAACUGUAGGACUAGGAUAUAUUGCCGACAAUAAGUUUAAUUUAUAUGGUUGGUUAAGAAAAAUCAAAAAUGGGAAAUGGAAUGAAUAAGGUGCUUCCAGGGCUUUACGUGGGUAAUUAUCGAGACUCAAAGGAUCCCGUACAAUUAGAUAAAUAUAAAAUAACGCACAUACUCUCCAUCCACGACGCCGCACGAAGGAUACAUUCGGAUAAGCACUAUUUAUGUAUAAUGGCAUCAGAUUCGCCAGAUCAGAACUUAACACAGUACUUUAGUUUGUGCAACGACUUCAUACAUGCGGCGAGGCUCCGUGAUGGCAAUGUCCUAAUACAUUGUUUAGCUGGUAUGUCGCGUAGUGUGACAGUGGCUGUUGCGUAUAUAAUGUCGGUGACACCGCUGACGUGGCGAGAGGCGCUAAAGGUGGUGAGAGCUGGUCGCGCCGUCGCCAAUCCUAACCUGGGCUUCCAGAGGCAGUUGCAAGACUUUGAAACUUAUAAGCUAGUUGAAGAAAGACGAAGAUUAAAAGAACGAUACCCGUCCUUAGCACUUGCUGAUCGAGAUCUCGCAGAAUGCCGUGUGAUGCUCGACUCCUAUCAGACAAUGCUCAACCAGAGGACGAUUUGUGAGGGCAAGUGCGCUAUGGGCAGACAGUGCCCAACAGGUGUAUGUAGAACAGGAUCCAAGAGGCAGCCAAGGCCGCGUCGUCCGUCCACUUCUUCUGGGGAACCUGGACUAAAGCGUUCUCCUUCAACACUGUCCACGGCUUCUUCUGCCUCGGGAUAUCGUCCGCGGUCUUCGCCGGCUGGUCUUUAUAGUUACACAGGCACACCUUCACGACCCACUCGGUCAGCGUCUGGGCUCAGCAUCACACGUAUCACCGAUCCCGUGGGAGGAGGCACUGCCAUGGCAGUUGGUGGCACGGAGUAUUCCAGACGUAGAGCUGCCUCUGCACCAGCGACACCAGCUUUAUCACCGGCUUCAUCACCACCUGGAUCGCCGCAUAGGUCGACGCACAGACCUGGAUGUGCAUGGACGAUACCGAAUGUGCAUUGGGAUCCAGAAUCCAUGUGAUCAUCAUUCAAAAACCACCAUUCAUCAGAUCUCGAGCGCUUCAAAGGUGUUCGUAGCAUCGCACCAUUCAAGUAAAUAUCCGGCCAUUAUCCUAUUUAAUUAGCACAAACGUCGAUAGCUUUGAUAUACCAUGAAAAAUGUGGACAAAGCCACCCAUGGCUUAGUAAAGAUACGGCGAUGAAGAUUUUAAAGUUUGUUAUCUGUUGUUGUUGAAUCCAGUAUUGCGGAUGUUGUUAUGGACUGUGGUCUAAAGUUGAUAAUAAAAUUAAAUAUGUCAAACACGCUAUUGCUACUUGCGCUGCAGGAUCUAUUCUCUCUGCUUUAUAACUUGCCUAGAAUGUUGUCGGAUCCGUCAUUAAGCUGAGCUGUUGAGUGGAAAUUUGAUGUGAGAGUGUCAUAUGACGUAGUUUUUAAGAUGAGUCAAUGCUCAACUUAAUGUCAUUCUCAUGCUCAAUGGCUUGAGCAGUGCCUGUGUUGAGCUUGGAAUGGCUUGAGCUUGGCCGUAAGAACUAUUAUGAUUCUUCCGCUGUUACAUAGUUACUUGAGCUUGUGAUAACUAGAGGUGAAUAACAACUUUAUCCAGGGCCUUGUUCACGACUGACGAAAAGUGAUUUUGUCUUAAGCCCUCUUUGAAGCUUAGCUAAGACCUACCGCAUGUUACACCCUCCGUCAAUUGUCAGUUUGACAAUUUACCGAAUUUAUUUUGAUACAGAAAUAAAUUCAAAAAGAACAAAUAUCAAUUGUUAAAUUUUGAGAGUAACUCCCACAGAAAACUGGUCCUAAAAUUCAAAGCGCAAGAAAUUGUGAUUUCCAAUCUCUUCAUACUUAAUAUAUGUAUAUCCUAAUUCAACUACUGUUCGCGCAACAGUGAACAUCCUGCGAAAAAUUUGUAAAUACAUAUCUGCUUUGUUUAAUAGCUAUAGAUUUGCAAAACUAUACUUUAAAUAUUAAGACUAGUAAAAAAAGGCUAGUGAUCCUUAAAUAGGUGAAUGCUGAAAUCUGUUCCUAUCACUUUCGCGAUAUGACGCUCAGUUUAGCACUCUUAAUUAGAGUUAAUAGUAAUUAUUUAACUUUUGAAAAUACACGUUAGUUUCUGAAUUCUAAUAAAUAACGUGUCCAUUAGUAACGCUUUAUUAAUAUACGAAUGAAGGUCUUUAGGUCAAACCUAAUAUAUAUUGCCAUACGCAGCAAAACACGUUCUCUAGGCGUCAAAUAUCGCGGCCAUUAUGCGUCUCAAGUAACAAUCUAGUGUUUUGUUUCGUCCUUAAUAUCUUGAAUCUUCUCUAUCUUGUAGUAUUUCUCCUCUAAUGUAAAUAAUAUUUAAUGUAAUAUCCAAUUUUUCAAGUGUUUUAAACGAAACAUUUUCCUAAUAUUUUUUUGUACUAUCAUGUCUUUGCUCAAAAAUAGUUUGACUUUUCUAUUUAAUACAUUUUUCGCUUAGUUUACAUUUUUAGUUGAUUAGUGUUUUUAAUGUGUUUUUUGUAAAUUUUACUGAACAUUAACGUUUUAGAGUCUGUGCGGGAAGAUAAUCAGCGUUAUGCAAACUCAUUGAUUCAAAAAAAUGCUAUUCCUUUUUUCAUAUAAGACUUUACGUAAUGAUAAUAAAAAGGUAAUUAACCUGCCACCUCGAAAACCACGACGGUUCUCUUUUCGCACAGACUAGAGCUGAGAUACAGAUUUAGCACAAAGUAUGAUUACUACCUAGACUCCCGUAUGUCAGAAUCAAUACAUUUUUAACACACGACAGUCACACUGUAUCUGACAGUUCAAAUUAACGCUAAUGUCACAUUGAAAUUUUAUUAUAAAUUGUUAAUGUAUUUGAAAUUUGUUGGUAGUAUCGUCUAUAAUCACAUUUAAGUUAUUGUAUAUUAAAUACAUUUUAAUGUCGGUGUUUCAGUUGUAAGCAAGGACAGACUGAUCACAUGUUGUGACGAAAAUAAGUUGUGAAGUUUUGCAUAUCUCUUCUCUUUUUAGCUUAGCUUAGUUUAAGAAUGGUGAUUUAGAUGCCUUUUUUACGCGCACAUGGUUCAAAACCGCUGUUCAAUUCGGUGUAGGUAUUCGUUAAAUAUUAUAAGAUUGUAACCUGGUCACGACAGCUACCAUGCAUCCUAGAUUUUGUUCCCAAUGGCAUGUCGACAAGUUGGGAUAAACUUUCCAAUAUGACCGGUCGAUUUGAAUGCUCACAUUUUUUUUGUAGAUAGUACUUACCAAAAGAAAGCGUUUUGUAAAGUAUUAAGUUGCGGAAACUUACUGUUCAUGAGAUAUAUUUAUUUAUACUUUGCAUACAAAUGGACAAAUAUCAUGCCAUAACACGCCAUUACACAAUAAAUUUGACAAAUAACUGAUGUCAAAUGUCAACCAU
Molecule: messenger RNA, 4574 nt
Organism: Pieris rapae (cabbage white)
Lineage: Eukaryota; Metazoa; Arthropoda; Insecta; Lepidoptera; Pieridae
Product: dual specificity protein phosphatase 22
Exons: 9
Coding region: 1214-2212 (332 amino acids)
Biological process (GO): protein dephosphorylation
Cellular component (GO): cytosol
Molecular function (GO): protein tyrosine/serine/threonine phosphatase activity
Source: RefSeq, a predicted model, not a curated record